AUGUCUUUUGUAAAGAGAGCCCUUCAUCUGCAUCUAUGUAUUCACCAAAUGAGAACUAUCCCUUGGCAAGCAUGGAAGAAACCAUCCAGGAAAAGGUAAUGAAGGAGGAGAUGGAUGGACACAUUGGAGUGCUGCCUUUAGAACAUGAUGAAUCCAUUGUGCGAGGCAAUCCAGAAGAAGAAUGUUCAGUUGACGGCACAAAGCGAAAGCAGACCACGGAGAUGGGGGAAUCAAGACUGCCUGAAGAUGAGACUCAGCCUUCAGUGGAUUUAGAUGAAGCUUCUUCUAGCAUAGCUGCUGUCCCUGAGAAGACUCCUAGUCCGCCUACCUCAGAGAUCUUGCCCGUCUCUCAGCCUAGUGCAAUAGAAAAUUCCAGUGCUGAUAAUCCCGUAGUCAGCUCUGCUGAAGCUGAACAGGCAGAACCUGACUGUGAUGUUGGUGGGGCACUUGAGGCCGACGCUCCGAGGGAGCCUUCCUCUCUUGUGGCUUCGCCAGAGAGCCUUGUAGGUCAACACAUAGAAAACAUCUCCUCACGCACCAAGGGGAAAAUGACUAAGUCCGAAUUUGAACCGAAGCUUGCUGCUGAGCAGAAGACAGAUCCAAAGUCGGCACUGAACGCUUCGGGUAACUUGAGAGGGGAUACCAAAGUGGGAGAAAUUGACCCAACUUCUGUGAUAACUCCAAAGGACCCAGGAGAUAUUCCCACAUUUGAUGAAUGGAAGAAGCAGGUUAUGGAAGUAGAAAAAGAAAAAAGUCAGGCAAUGCAUCCAUCCUCCAAUGGAGGUCAACAUCCUACAAAAAAGGUCCAGAAAAACAGAAAUAACUAUGCUUCUGUGGAGUGUGGGGCCAAAAUACUGGCAGCUAAUCCAGAAGCAAAGAGUACGUCAGCUAUACUAAUGGAGAAUAUGGACCUCUACAUGCUGAAUCCAUGCAGUACUAAAAUAUGGUUUGUUGUGGAGCUGUGUGAGCCAAUUCAGGUGAAGCAGCUGGACAUUGCCAACCAUGAAUUAUUCUCGUCCACUCCCAAGGACUUUUUGGUGUCUAUCAGUGACAGGUACCCAACAAACAAGUGGGUCAAGCUGGGCACUUUCCAUGCUCGAGAUGAAAGGAAUGUCCAGAGUUUUCCUCUGGAUGAACAGAUGUAUGCAAAAUACGUAAAGGUGGAGUUGGUGUCGCAUUUUGGAUCAGAACACUUCUGCCCUUUGAGCCUUAUAAGGGUGUUUGGCACUAGUAUGGUUGAAGAAUACGAAGAAAUAGCUGACUCUCAGUACCAAUCAGAAAGACAAGAGCUUUUUGAUGAAGAUUAUGAUUAUCAUUUGGACUAUAAUGUGGGUGAAGAAAAAUCUUCAAAGAAUCUAAUUGGCUCUGCCACAAAUGCCAUUUUAAAUAUGGUGAAUAUUGCUGCUAAUAUACUUGGAGCAAAAUCUGAAGAGCAUUCUACUGAUCAAGGAAAUGAAAGUGUCCCUGAAAAUACAACUGCAACUUCCAGGGUGGUACCAAGUCUGCUGGAGCCAACUACCACUCCUUCUUUGGAGCUUGUUGCUUCAGAGAUACCACAAACGGAGAAGGAGCCGUUAAUUGUAGAUGUGACAAAAGACAGUCCAAUUGUACAGCUCGUCCAAGAAUACGAAGAGGAAGCGAGUCGAUCAACCGUGACCUUGCUACCCAGCGACGAACAAGAAGAAGAAAUGUUGUGGUUUGAAUCAGAAACACAGAUCUAUUGCUACGAGCUGAUGACAGUCUGUUGCAUUUCCACCUUUUCGGAAUAUCUAUACAAGCGCUGUUCAGCAAUCGCAGCGCUGCAGCGCUACCAUAGCAAAAAAGAUACCAGUUGGGGGAAAUCCUACUCAGCUAUUUUCCAGCCCGAAUUAGUUUCAACCAAAUCUUUGUACAUAUCAACAUAUGAACCUCUUCCUGACAAAUUGGACACCCUUAUUCCAGAGCCACCAGAAGCCACUGUAGGCAUCCUAAGCAGUGUGUCAACCGAGCCCAUCAUUAAUCAGACUGAGGGAGCUUUUGAACUGGAACCCAGUCAUCCGCAGACGGUCUCUCAGUCCAUCCUCUUGGGUGUCACCACGGGAGCCGAGGCGCAGUCUACAAGGGAUGUGUCCUCCGAGCCCACAAAACAGGAAGCUGUAUCUGAAACGCCAGAGGCUCCUCCCCAGGAGGAAAUCCCUGCUGAAAAAGAUGAAGUUGUUGGGUCUGUUACAGAGCAACUGCCUGGAACCAGUGUUGUAACUGAAGUUGAAGAGACGGGAGAAGAGAGGACCCCUACUGAAACAGUCUCAAAGCCAGCAGAGACGGUUACGCAGUCGGAAUGUACCGGAGCCGUAGAAAGCAGCGAUGGGGAAAGAAAGGCGGGUUCCUUGGCAACCGAAAAACCAGUGGAGUCGCCUGUUGUAGAGUCAUCUUCAUCGGAAAUAAAAGAUGAUGACACGGUGGUUGAGGAGCCAUUUCUCCCUAUUCCCGUUUCUGGUGGGUUACCACGGACUGCUACAGACUUCUAUGCUGAACUGCAGAAUUCCACAGACUUGAGUUACGCUAAUGGGAACCUUGUUCAUGGAUCCAACCAAAAAGAGUCUGUCUUUAUGAGGCUCAACAAUCGCAUUAAAGCCCUGGAAGUAAACAUGUCUCUCAGCAGCCGCUAUUUGGAAGAACUUAGCCAAAGAUACCGCAAGCAAAUGGAUGAAAUGCAGAAGGCUUUUAAUAAAACGAUAAUAAAACUUCAGAAUACUUCACGCCUGGCAGAACAGCAGGAUUUGAAGCAGACAGAGGCCAUUCAACUUCUGCAGGCACAGCUGACCAAUAUGACACAGCUAGUUGCCAAUCUGUCAUCAACUGUGGCUGAACUAAAAAUAGAGGUGUCUGAUCGCCAGAGCUAUCUCGUAAUCUGCUUGGUGCUCUGUGCCAUUCUGGGCUUGAUGCUUUGUGUACAGCGCUGCAAAAAUAGGUCAGAGUUGAAUGACAACUACUGCUCAGAACUUCUCAAAAAUAAUCACUAUCCCAGUCCAAAAAGGUGUUUUUCUUCCUAUGAUGAUAUGAACUUGAAAAGAAGAACCUCCUUUCCGCUCACCAGGUCUCAGUCUUUUCAGCUGAACAGCAAAGAAGUGGACCCGGGUGAUCUGUACAUUGUAGAGCCGUUGAAGUUUUCGCCAGAGAAAAAGAAGAAACGCUGCAAAUACAAAACUGAAAAGAUUGAAACAGUCAAACCAGCAGUGGAGCCCAUGCAUCUAGUACCUAAUGGGGAAAUAAAAAGCAGGAAGCCCUUUACAAAUCAGAGGGACUUCUCCAAUAUUGGUGACAUGUACCACUCUUCGUACAAAGGUCCCCCGUCGGAAGGAAGCUCAGAAACUUCCUCGCAGUCUGAAGAGUCCUACUUCUGUGGCAUUUCAGCGUGCACGAGCUUGUGCAAUGGGCAAAUCCAAAAGACAAGAACAGAGAAGCGGGCUCUCAAGCGGAGACGGGCUAAAGCUCCAGAGCAGGGGAAGCUCAUGAAAACUUUAAUACAGACAAAGACGGGGUCCUUGCCAAGCCUGCACGAUAUCAUCAAAGGAAACAAGGAACUGACCGUGGGAACACUCGGUGUCACAGCUGUUUCUGGGCACCUUUAAAAUGCAUUGAACUCUUCGUACUGCAGGGAGCUUUUGUAUGACACAACUUGUAGUAUUUUGGUGACUGGGAGGGGAAAGGUUGGUUAUUUGCAAAGCGUCUGGAUGGUGGCUCUUUUCUUAAGGGUUGUGUCCAUAACCAACCUUGGCUGUCCGCUUCAGCUUCCUCCAAGCUAAUUUCUGAUAUGGAUCGCUGGAGGGAGGGGAACUGCCCGUGGGGGGGGACGGGGGGGGACAUGGCU
Gekko japonicus is the source of this 3850-nucleotide messenger RNA. RefSeq names its product SUN domain containing ossification factor (gene SUCO). Lineage: Eukaryota; Metazoa; Chordata; Lepidosauria; Squamata; Gekkonidae. The record is from RefSeq and is a predicted model, not a curated record. Gene Ontology annotation, cellular component: membrane; cytoplasm. Bases 36 to 3611 code for a protein of 1191 amino acids. Gene Ontology annotation, biological process: protein folding in endoplasmic reticulum; regulation of bone remodeling. The transcript has 22 exons.